CUCAGUUGGUGCUGUCUGAUCACCGUCGGGGUGCCACUGUUCAUCAGGAUGUCUGGGGAGCAGGUGCCUCAGCUCAGACCCCGCCGGCACUCACCGUGAUCACCUCGGGCACGACUGCGUACAGCUCUCAGCUCAGGUUUUUAGCGUGGCGAGAUGGUGACCAUCAAGGUGAUGCUGCUGGGCAGUGAGCUGGUGGGGAAGACCUCCCUCAUCGUCUGCCUGACAACCCACAUCUUCCCACGGGACAGCCUGCCCACCGUCUUCGACACCUUCAGCACCCAGCUGACGGUGAACGAGCGGACGGUGGUGCUCAACGUGUGGGACACAGCGCCGCAGGAGGAACACCUGCUCUCCGUCCGUCAGUUCUACUAUCCCCUCACCGACGUCUUCAUCAUCUGCUUCUCCAUCGGUGACCCCACUUCCUUCGAGCGCGUUUGGAGCGACUGGUACUCUGAGGUACACCGGCACCGGCCCAACGUGCCCGUCCUCCUGGUGGGCACCAAGAAGGACCUAAGGCAGGACUCGGACACCGUCCACGGGCUCCUGCAGCGGCAGUCAGCCCCCGUCACCUACCAGCAGGGCGCCCGGCUGGCCCGGCGUAUGAGGGCAGCCAAAUACCUCGAGUGCUCGGCACUGCUGCGGGAGGGCGUGAGGGAGGUCUUUGAGGAGGCUGCACGUGCCGUCCUGCACAGGGGACGCACUAAACGAGCCAGGAGCUGUGUGCUGACAUGAUGCGGGGGAGCGUGGGUGGGGGGGGUCAGAGGCCCAACACAGCCCCGCUCCCCCCCACCAGCCCCAGGAGGGGGAACACUGAAGCUGGUGAGGAGAUCUCAGUCUGUGGAGAGGACCACCACGAGAUUCAGGUUAUUUAUCACGAGUAAACCCAAACGUACAGUAAAAUGUGUUGUUUGCAUCAACAGCCAGCGCACCGUAAAGACGUACUGGGGGCAGCCCACAGGAGUGUCGCCACACGUUUUGGUGCCAACAUGGUACACCCAGUACGUUCAGCAGAACAACACAAGCAGCAACUACAGAGAAACAAACCCUCCCACCCAUUCACAGGGUGCCUGUAAACCUCACACUCAUAGACUCCGGGCCCCUAACCACCAAGCAAGCCAACCCUGAGCUUUUGACCUUUGGGCCUCUAACUCCCACUUUGCCAACUUUGGACUUUAACCUUUGGGCUUUUACCUCCGGACCUCGGCGACCUCUGGGUGUCAAACACAGGACUCACAGAUCUCAAGACUUUGACCAUCAAGCUUUCAUGGACCAUCAAUUCAAGUGACCCAGUGGACCACGUGAUUCCGCCUGUACAGACCUCAAGCACGGCACUCGCAGAUCUGGAGAUCACUUGCACCCUCCAGGGAGUGGGUUUCCAUGGACACCACUGUUGGUGCAGGGGUGGGAAAGAUGUCUGCUUCCUGUACAUGCCAGGGACAUCAGAGAGCAGAGCACAGUGGCAUCACAGUGGCCAAAGGACCAAUCUCCCUGCCAGCAAGCCAGUCUCCUUACAGUCAUAGAGCAAAUACAGGCCCUUCUGCCCAUCCAGUCCAUGCCAACACCCAAUUUCCUCUGUUUGGCCCAUAUCCACCCCCCAACCCCUCCAUGUACCCAUCCAAAUGCUUCUUAAAUGAUACUUCCUCAACCACUUCCUCUGGCAGCUCAUUCCAGAAACUCAUCCCAUUCUGUGUGAAAAAUUGCCCCUUGUCCCUCUUCCCUCUCUUCACCCCGAGUUUUGGAGUCUCCUACUGAGGAAUAGAUUCUUCGGCCCACAGCGUUAGAAUGUAGAACAGUACAAGUCGGGGUGGCAUAAUGGUUAUUGCGACACUAAUACAGCUCAGGGCACCAGAGUUUGAAGUUCAAUUCCAGCACCAUCUGUAAGAAAGUUUGUACGUUCUUCCUGUGGGACUGUGGAUUUCCUCCAGCUGCCCCAGUUUGCUGGAGGUUGAUAAAUUCUUGAUUAGUCAGGGCUUCAAAGGUUACGGGAGGGCAGAAGAAUGGGAUUGAGAGAGAUAAUAAGUCAACCAGGAUGGAAUAGCGGAGCGGAGCAGACCCAGUUGGGCCAAAUGGCCUAGGUUGGUCCCUAUGCCUUAUGAUUUUAUGGUCUUUCCGGCUACAGUCCAAAUACAU
Molecule: messenger RNA, 2130 nt
Organism: Hypanus sabinus (Atlantic stingray)
Lineage: Eukaryota; Metazoa; Chordata; Chondrichthyes; Myliobatiformes; Dasyatidae
Product: rho-related GTP-binding protein RhoG-like
Exons: 2
Coding region: 154-732 (192 amino acids)
Biological process (GO): establishment or maintenance of cell polarity; small GTPase-mediated signal transduction; actin filament organization
Cellular component (GO): cytoplasmic vesicle; plasma membrane; cell cortex
Molecular function (GO): GTP binding; GTPase activity; protein kinase binding
Source: RefSeq, a predicted model, not a curated record